Puccinia triticina is the source of this 222-nucleotide messenger RNA. RefSeq lists its product as uncharacterized. Bases 1 to 222 code for a protein of 73 amino acids. The transcript has 2 exons. NCBI's taxonomy places the organism in Eukaryota, Fungi, Basidiomycota, Pucciniomycetes, Pucciniales, Pucciniaceae. The record is from RefSeq and is a predicted model, not a curated record.
AUGCAGCUCAUACAAACACGCAAGAAGGGCAUGGUCCACGUUUCCACGAUCGAUCCAUCCUGUCACCCAGCCACGGACCAACAGGCGGACGGAUACCGACCGGCAGCCUCAGGGCACUUGGUAACUGUGAUGUACACGGAUGUUGGCGAGUCGUACCAGGAUAACACCAGCAGUGAUAUUGUCGCCAGGCAGGAUAUCCUUCGGCAAGUCCGGGCCCCUUAA